ACCCAAAGCACGCUCAUCAGAGCAGAACCAGAGUCCUGACUCACCCACAGAUCUUUAUAAACAGCCCAAGUCAUUAACAGAGGGAAUUUCAAACCAUUUAUGCUAAGUUAACAAGAUGCCUCCGACGAACCCGCAUCCAGAUCACAGAGGGGGCUGUGCAAAAACCGAGGAGGAGGAAGCCGCGAGCUCGGACUCGGAGCCGGGCGCGUGUCACGGCGCAGGGGUUUGCAAAUGGUUUAACGUGCGAAUGGGUUUCGGUUUCCUGUCCAUGACCCAUCGGGAGGGCAUCUCUCUGGACUCUCCUGUGGAUGUGUUCGUUCACCAGAGCAAGCUUCAUAUGGAGGGCUUUCGCAGUCUGAAGGAAGGUGAAGCGGUGGAGUUCACAUUCAAAAGGUCUUCCAAGGGUCUGGAGUCUCUACGGGUAACGGGGCCAGGUGGCGCAGCAUGCAUAGGCAGCGAGAAGAAACCCAAAGGUGCCCAAAAGCGACGUUCAAAAGGAGACCGAUGCUUCAACUGUGGGGGGCCCAACCAUCAUGCCAAAGAAUGCCAGCUGCCGCCUCAGCCAAAAAAGUGCCAUUUUUGCCAAAGCAUCUCCCACAUGGUGGCCAACUGUCCAAUCAAAGCACAGCAGUUGUCACCAGUUUCUCAGGGAAAAUCGACCACCUCGACAGCAGGAGAAGAGGAGGACAUGAGCCACGCCUCCUUGCCUCCAGAGAGCGCAGAUUAGAUAAGGGGUGGGGGAUCAUUAAGAGCCAAUCAAGAACCUCUUAUUGGGGUGCUGCUUUAGAAAAUAACUCAGGUUUUGAAACAGCAGAAAUGAAUGUCGCCAGUAAGACAGCUCUGAUGAGUAUCAUAUAUUUUAUCAUAUCCUAUUCUAAUUUGUAUUAUUAUUAUUAUUUGUGACCAUCACUGUAAAACUCUUUGUAUUUCAAAUUGAAGCCACACA
Messenger RNA from Paramisgurnus dabryanus, 946 nucleotides. RefSeq names its product lin-28 homolog Ab (gene lin28ab). Gene Ontology annotation, cellular component: nucleus; cytoplasm. Gene Ontology annotation, biological process: pre-miRNA processing. NCBI's taxonomy places the organism in Eukaryota, Metazoa, Chordata, Actinopteri, Cypriniformes, Cobitidae. Gene Ontology annotation, molecular function: mRNA binding; zinc ion binding. The record is from RefSeq and is a predicted model, not a curated record.